AUGCUCACUGCCCUUGUUCUUGCUCUCGCCGCUUCCGGUGCCUCCGCCGCGCGCAUCAAGUGGGCCGGCUCCCAGGGUCCCUCUGCCGGGUUCCUUGCCUGCGGCGCUGACAGUAGCUCGACCAACAACCGUCGCCUUGUGCACACGAACUGGGACUUCCGCGUCGGCGAAGAGACCAAGUUCAAGAUCUCGGAGGAGGGCGCGAACCUCUGUCUCGACGCAGGACUUCAGCAGUACAAUGGCUCACCGGUCAAGGUCUGGGAGUGCCUUGACGGCGUGCCCCAGCAGCAGUGGUUCGUCUCCAACGAGGGCCAGUUCAAGCUCGCCAACACCAUUAUCGAAGUCCACAAGGCUUCCAGUGCCACGGAUCUCGUUCCCCGUCCGCCGCGACCGCCUCGACCGUGCCCUGUCCACAGCUACCUCUGCCUCGGCAGCCAGAGGUCGUCAACCAUCGACUUGCAAUCCGUCCCCGUCGUCCUCGCAAACUCCCACCCACCUGCAGCCGGUUACCGCGGUCGUGUCAUUUCUGGUUCUAAUCUGGACAUGUGUCCGUUCCAUUUUGGUGCGGAUGUUAUCAAGCUCAGGUUCUCAGGAGGUCUGCUCGAGCGGCUGAUAGGACCGGCCGCUCCGCCCUCCGUUCUCGCUUUCGGCCCCGCCUAUCUCUCUGCGCCUCUACUUCUCCAGGAAGAGAAUGCCAGGCGUCGAUGCCCGGACAAGGAAAUCCGCAAUGCUGCUGCUACUGGACGGCUUGUGGCCAGCUGUUCAGGCGUUCCCGCGGGGUCGGCUAUGCAAACCUAA
Trichosporon asahii var. asahii CBS 2479 is the source of this 798-nucleotide messenger RNA. RefSeq lists its product as uncharacterized. The transcript has 5 exons. Bases 1 to 798 code for a protein of 265 amino acids. Lineage: Eukaryota; Fungi; Basidiomycota; Tremellomycetes; Trichosporonales; Trichosporonaceae. The record is from RefSeq and is a predicted model, not a curated record.